Messenger RNA from Puma concolor (puma), 420 nucleotides. The record is from RefSeq and is a predicted model, not a curated record. NCBI's taxonomy places the organism in Eukaryota, Metazoa, Chordata, Mammalia, Carnivora, Felidae.
AUGAGCCCCACCACCUGCACCCUGCGGAAACACAAGACCAAUCGGAAGCCAAGAACCCCCUUUACCACGUCCCAGCUCCUCGCUCUGGAGCGCAAGUUCCGCCAGAAACAGUACCUCUCCAUUGCAGAGCGCGCAGAGUUCUCCAGCUCUCUGAACCUCACAGAGACCCAGGUCAAAAUCUGGUUCCAGAACCGAAGGGCCAAGGCAAAAAGACUGCAGGAGGCAGAACUGGAGAAGCUGAAAAUGGCUGCAAAACCUAUGCUGCCCUCUGGCUUCAGCCUCCCUUUCCCCAUCAACUCACCCCUGCAAGCAGCAUCCAUAUACGGAGCGUCCUACCCCUUCCAUAGACCUGUCCUCCCCAUCCCGCCUGUUGGACUCUAUGCGACUCCAGUCGGAUACGGCAUGUACCAUCUAUCCUAA